Gongylonema pulchrum is the source of this 636-nucleotide messenger RNA. The record is from the annotation of a GenBank genome assembly. Lineage: Eukaryota; Metazoa; Nematoda; Chromadorea; Rhabditida; Gongylonematidae.
ACAAUACCAACGGGUAGUGCAGUCAAGACUGCCCCCUCAGCGAAGUCAACAACAUCAACAUUGUCGUCAAAAAAUGAACCGAAAUCUCAGUCGAAAUCCACUCGACCGCUUAUUUCUGGUGCUUCAGCUCCGAGCACCUCAAAAGAUUCGAGAGUUGUACCGGAUGAGAAGGCUUCUCGUAUUCUGAAGGAUAUCGACAACGCCUUAGCGCAAGUUAUGUUAGAAGUGGAGAGAGCUCUUACCCAAACCGAUACUGAAUAUGCAAAGGAGAAAUUGAGGUGCGUUAAGUUUUUCACUGUUGUAAAGGCAAAUGGAUCCUCGUCAAUAACAAAGGCCGCUUGCUUCUUCAUUGAUUCUGAUGAGAAGUAUGGAAUGGAUUUGAUGAAUAGGCCAUUCUCUUAUGUAGUUGUUAUGAACAGUGCGCAUAUAAAUGUCGAGAAAUGGCUGCUUGCGAAUAAUAUGAGUGGAGGGGACAGCAUGUUAAAUCAUUGGGCAGCUUUGAAAAGUCAAAUGAUAUUGCUUUUCUCAAGCCUUGAGCAACAUGGCGAGCCGACACAUCUCGUUAAUCGUACAGUGAUCCAGUAUCUCUAUCACAGCGUUCGGCCACUCUUCAAGGAUGCUGUGAAGUUCAAGUAA